AUGUUCAGACGGCCGAAUUUACAUAGACAUUAUUUUCUGUUUAGUUUACAAUCAAAAUCGAUCGACUCUUGUCAAUUCAUCACAUUUCAUAUGAAAAAUUUUUAUUUAAAUUGGAUAACAUAUUUAUUUUUGUUAAUGGGUUUUGCUGUAACUACUGCUUCUACUAUCAGUUGUUCAUGUGACUAUAGUGAAUCGUCAUCGAGUAUGGUUUGUAAAAAUAUUCAAAGUCUUAAUCAUUUACAACAAUGUAUAAAUGAUCAAUUAGCAUUAUUAACUCAUACCGAACAUCGACGUGGAUAUUUAAUGACAAAUUUAACAGUUACACAACAUCAUUUAAGAGUAAUCACUGAUAAAUGGUUUGAAUUUACAUAUAACAAUAAUCAAUAUAAAUUGUCAAGUUUAAGAUAUUUAUAUGUGAAAAAUGGACAACUAAAUCAAAUUGAAAAUGAGGCAUUUCAAACAAUUGGAAGAAGUUUAGAUUUAUUAGAUUUAUCAUAUAAUGAUUUCAGGCAAAUACCAUUAACAAAUAUCACAAUACCAACACACACGCCAUUGAGCAUAUUGAUAUUAUCACACAACAAAAUUAAACGAUUGGAUGUAAAUGAUCUGAAAAAUUUUCUCAAUAUAAAUCGUUUAGAAUUAUCCUAUAAUAAAUUAGAAUAUGUUGAUAUUAAUAUCAUAAGAAAUUUAUCAAAAUUAAAAGUAUUUUAUAUUAAUAAUAAUUCAUUACGUACAUUAUCACCAUCAUCAAAUAACGAUAAUAAUAAUAAUUUUACAUUAACAGAUAAUUUUCGUUUGAAACUUAGCGGAAAUCCUUUGGAAUGUGAUUGUCAUUUAAGAUGGUUAAGAACAAAUUUAAAUCGUUUAGAAUAUCCUGUUUAUAGUGAUGAUCCCGUAUGUGAAAUGCCAAAAGCAUUAAGUGGUAAAAAAAUUCAAUCAUUACGUGAAGAACAAUUUGUAUGUGGACCAAUUAUUACAAAACCAAAUUUAACGCUACUUGUAGCAUCAUCCGGUCAAAAAGCAACAUUAAGAUGUGAUGUUUAUUCUGAUCCUGCGCCCGAUGUUUGGUGGACAUAUCAAAAUCGAGUAAUUAGUAAAAUAACAUCACCGGAUAACGAAGAACAUCAUUUUGGUCCAUAUACUCUUAAAUGGCAAUGUAUUCGAAAUAAAUUAGAUCAAUGUUUAAACAAAACUUCAACGUUAACAAUAACAGAUAUCGGUAUUGAACAUAAUGGUACAUACAAUUGUGUAGCGGCUAUUAAAAAUCAAGAACGUAGUGAUAAUGAUUAUCUAUCGUAUGAAUUACGUGUACAUCGUGUAUCUAUCGUUAAUAAUACAUCACUUUUAUUAUGGAUAAUUGUCUUAUUAGCAUUUAUAUUUGCAUUGAUUGUUUUAUUUAUUUGCAUUUGUGUCUUAGUACGUUGUCAUCGUUCAAAAAAACAACAGGCCGAAAGAAAUAAAGCAUUAUUAUUUGAUAAUAAUAGUUUAUUAAAUGGACAGCCAAAUGGAAAUGGUGGUAUAAGUGGUAUAGAUGGAAUAGUUUAUAAAGAAAAAGAUGAUAAUAGUUUUAUAACAAAUAAUUCAUAUGAUCAUUAUGAUAUGAUUAAUAGUCAUACUCAUUUGGGUCCGCCAAUGUACAGUGAAUUGCCAAUAGAAUCGACACCUUUGAAAAGUAUUGGCGGUGGAUCAAUAUCGUCAACGUUACCAUUACAUUAUCAUGAUGGUUUAAGACAUUAUCAUCAUGGUCAACAACAAGCUGAUCCACAUGAUAGAUUAUAUGAUAGUUAUAGAUCUGAUAGACAAUUGUAUGAACAGAUUUCUCGUCCAUCUCCUCUAGAGCCCAUAGUUGUCGAUGAGUUUGAAGAUGAAAUGAUAUUUCCGAGUGGUUAUGAAGAAGACUAUGAGUAUCGUGAAGAUAUUUGUAAACCAAAUCAAAAUCCCGAUCCAAGACGUCAGAAACAAAUGAAUAAUAACACUAAUAAUCGUGUAAAAUCAUCGACUAACCAAAAUACGACUAUAAAUGAUAACGCAACACCAUUAGGUGUCGUUAAUGUAUUGUCGACUACUAAUAACAAAUUAAUAUUAUCACCAACAACAACAACCAUACCAUCACAACAAAAAUCGACUACAUCAACAAUUUUAUUACCACAUCAACAUCAGAAUGAUAUACGUCCAUCAAACAGUUUUGAAAAUUAUAAAUUUGAUCGAUCAGAAUCACAAUAUGCUGGAUUAUCAGAAACACAAUUGUAA
Didymodactylos carnosus is the source of this 2250-nucleotide messenger RNA. Lineage: Eukaryota; Metazoa; Rotifera; Eurotatoria; Philodinida; Philodinidae. The record is from the annotation of a GenBank genome assembly.